AUGUCGUCCGAGCGCAUCCUUGUCCUCGGCGCCGGCGAGCUUGGCCUCGCCGUCAUCCGCGCGCUGUCUGCAUACGUUAAGCGCGGCGGUGCCGCAACGAGAGCUACAAUCUCGGUCCUGCUGCGCGAGUCGACCCUGACGGCAAGGCCCGCUCUCAGCAGGGAACUACAUGCGCUUGGCAUCAGCAACAUCGAGACAGCAGACGUGGCCGCCUCCUCCGUGGAGGCCCUUGCGCACUUGUUCUCGCGCUACGACACCAUCGUAUCCUGCAAUGGACUAACUUUGCCGCCGGGAACACAGCUCAAGCUCGUCGAGGCUGUGAUUCAGUCCGCCGGCGUCGCGCUGGGAGAAAGGGGAACGGAGCAGCGUCAGCAGCAGCCGAAGAAGAGGUAUUUCCCCUGGCAAUUCGGCGUCGACUACGAUACCAUCGGCCGCGGCAGCGCCCAGGACCUGUUCGACGAACAGCUCGCCGUGCGGGACCGGUUACGCUCCCCGGUCGCCGCUGCUGCUGGAGUCGACUGGACCAUCAUCACGACUGGGCUGUUUAUGAGCUUCUUGUUCCGCGCGGAUUUUGGCAUCGUCGACAUCGGCGCGCGCACGGUCCGCGCCCUCGGAGCAUGGGACCAGAAACUCACGGUGACUGAUGUCGCCGACAUCGGGGCGGCAGUGGCGGAGGCGGCCUUCUAUCCUCCGCUUCCAGGACAAGGAUGGGAUGGCGGGAAGGCGGAGGAGGAUCAGAACGGACGGGUGUUGUUCAUCGCGGGCGACACGCUGAGCUACGCACAGAUUGCAGAUCUUGUGAAUGGUCGUUAUGCUGCAGACGGGGGCAGCACGUUUGAGCGAGUGCUGUGGGAUAUUCCGGCGCUGGAGAGGCAGAAGGACAAGGACCAGAACCUGUUCAUGUUCAAGUAUCGCGCCAUGUUUGCACGCGGCAAGGGCAUCGCAUGGGAGAAGGCGGGGACUUUUGGAGAGAGACGGGCCUUGAAGAUGACAAAUGUCAAUACGUAUCUGCACAGACUAGACGAGGAGGGGCAGUUGACAGUGUAA
Microdochium trichocladiopsis is the source of this 1047-nucleotide messenger RNA. RefSeq lists its product as uncharacterized. The transcript has a single exon. NCBI's taxonomy places the organism in Eukaryota, Fungi, Ascomycota, Sordariomycetes, Xylariales, Microdochiaceae. Gene Ontology annotation, molecular function: oxidoreductase activity. The coding region runs from base 1 to 1047 and encodes 348 amino acids. The record is from RefSeq and is a predicted model, not a curated record.